This is a messenger RNA of Closterium sp. NIES-67, 1859 nucleotides long. The record is from the annotation of a GenBank genome assembly. NCBI's taxonomy places the organism in Eukaryota, Viridiplantae, Streptophyta, Zygnematophyceae, Desmidiales, Closteriaceae.
UCUCUGGUCAGUCCUGUCUGUCUCACCAGAGACUGCUUCCACCGCCAUGGACCGCAAACCACGGGUGUCGGGACAUGAAUCACCUUCAGCAUUUUUACUCAUUUUACCUUGAGUCUGCUGAAUUUGAUUGAUUUCUUUACCACCCACUGCAAGUUGACUUCGCGAAUGGUGUAGCGCACCAGACCACAGCUCAUGUCACAGGCCUCCAGUCACUGUCUUACUACCAACCCAUGGGUUACUUGGGCUCCAUAUUCAGCGCUGACACAGACACAGACAUGGAAACUGCUGAUAUCGGUAGUGGAAGAGCAAGCUGGUCGCGAGGGCCGUUGCUCGGGAGAGGCUCGUUCGGCCGAGUGAACAUCGGAUUCGACAGCGCUAGUGGGGAGCUCAUAGCAGUCAAAUCUGUUCGCGUCACGGAGAAUACCUCUCAUGAGCUCCACGCGUUGGAGAACGAGUACGAGAUUCUUCAGCAGCUGGAUUCCCCGAACGUCAUCAAGUGCUUCGGAGCUGAUUGGUCCAUGGAAGACGGUGUUCCCACGAGAAACCUCCUGCUAGCGCUAGCUUCUGGGGGGAAUCUCGCAGAGCUGGCUUCCUCUGCGGGCUGCGAAAGUGGCUUAUGCGAAGCUGACGUCGCUCGCCACGUCAGAGGAGUCGUCGAGGGUUUGAGCUACAUCCACGAGCAAGGCGUGGUGCACUGCGAUCUUAAAGCCCGCAACAUCGUCCUGGGUGACUCCUGCGUGGUCCUGGUCGACUUCGGUCUCUCUUUAAGAAGACGAGAGGCAGCUGGUAGUCAGGAGGUCAUUAGCGAUCAUGACUUGAAUCGGAAAGAGAAGCUUCGAGGAACGCCGUGCUGGAUGGCGCCUGAAGUCGUAGCGGGAGGGGACAUUGGCGCGGCGUGCGAUGUCUGGUCGCUCGGAUGCACGGUGAUAGAGCUGCUUACUGGGAAGCCGCCAUGGUCAUCUCAAUGUGCCGACCCAAUGUCCGUGCUGUACAAACUCGGAUGCACCAGCGAGCUCCCCCGAAUUCCGCAGAAUGUGUCUCCAUCGUGUAACAACUUCAUCCAUAAAUGCCUUCACCGGGACCCGCAGCAGAGACCGACAGCAGCUGAGCUUCUUACACAUCCGUUUCUUCGUGUACAGGAGGCAAUCCCGAAAGCAUACAGCACCCCAUCUCAUCCCGCAUCAUCUCCACCACUCACGGAAGUCACCAGCAAAGGCCGACUACACGUGGACAUGCCAUCGUCACCCAUGGCUCUUGAUUCUGACGAAGACCUGAAUCUGAACCUCACGUGCUGCAAGAUGGUGGACGAGCUGUGCGCUCUCUUCCCGCCAACGCCCUCUCCCCGCCUGGUCUCCCCUCUCCAUAUGGUUGCACAGGAUUGGGGUUCUCUCACCCGGCCGUCACAUCACCCGAAUCCUACAACGGGUACACCCUCCAACUCCAAGUUUCAAUGGGAGGAGGGAAUUCGGAGCAAAUCUCGCCCACCCAGAAGGCCAUCCAUCAGCGUUCCUGCACAGGACGGCUCUUCACUGGACAGACAAACCAGCUCGGGUGGAGCAAGGGACAAUGCAUGGGGUGCUCCCUCGCCUGCUUCAAACCAUGGCUGUUUGGAGCCAGAAUCGUCCCCGCCAGAGUUGGAUCCGAUCUCACCUGAUGUACAGGAAGCAGAUGCGUGGCAAGCUUGGGGUGGGGAGAGGUAGCAGAAGUUUCUUCACUGCUGAUGACAUGAUUCCAGCGUCCGUCAUUGUCUAUUCAUAAUGGGCGCCAUUAUACUGAUCGUGCUUAUCCGCCAUACAAUUUUCAGGUGUACAUGGAUUGUUUGAAUAUUGCAUCGACAUAUUAUUACAGCAUCACACAAA